Osmerus eperlanus (European smelt) is the source of this 2699-nucleotide messenger RNA. It is a transcript of the gene tsr1, whose product is annotated as TSR1 ribosome maturation factor. The record is from RefSeq and is a predicted model, not a curated record. The transcript has 15 exons. Gene Ontology annotation, biological process: maturation of SSU-rRNA from tricistronic rRNA transcript (SSU-rRNA, 5.8S rRNA, LSU-rRNA); endonucleolytic cleavage of tricistronic rRNA transcript (SSU-rRNA, 5.8S rRNA, LSU-rRNA); ribosome biogenesis. Gene Ontology annotation, cellular component: nucleus; preribosome, small subunit precursor. Bases 65 to 2566 code for a protein of 833 amino acids. Lineage: Eukaryota; Metazoa; Chordata; Actinopteri; Osmeriformes; Osmeridae. Gene Ontology annotation, molecular function: U3 snoRNA binding; GTP binding; GTPase activity.
UACCACAUCCCAACUGCAAGAAGAAGUUGCGAAAUGCGGAAGGGGUUCAUCCCACCACACUCGCAUGGCGAAAAUGGCUGCUGGUGAGGAACAGCAACAGGGUCAUAGAGCUGGAGUGUUCAAACAGAAAAACAAGGUUCAUAAACAUGGCAAGCAUCGGACUAAGGGUGAAAUCGAGAGGGAGAACAAAGGACGAGUGGGUGUAACCGUACUAACCAAAAAACAAAGGAAAGAGCAAAGAAAGAUGGACAGAAGACACAAAGCGAACCAGCUGCGCAGGAAUAAGAAGGAUCAGGUCCUGACAGAGAAGCGUCGCCUGGGCAGUCGUGACGGACCCCCCCACUUGGUGUCUGUGGUGGCCCUCCAUGCUGCAGUUGAUGCAGAGGCUGUCACUAAAAUGCUACGUGGGGAGGGGUCUGGAGGUGUUGUGCGUCAAGAGCAGAGUGUCAGUGGAGUUAACGACAGCUUUAGCAUGGUCCUGCCUCGCUUCAAACAGAGGUUCAUCUUCCUGCGUCCAAACCCAGAGGACAUGCACUCUUUGCUAGAUCUAGCAAAGGUUUCUGACAGCCUGGUGUUUGUGCUGGAUUCCAAUGACGGUUGGGACAGCUAUGGUGACUACUGUCUCUCCUGUCUGUUUGCACAGGGUCUGCCAAGCCAUGCUUUGGUGUGCCAAGGUGUGUCGGACCUGGCUGUGAAGAAGCGCGUGGAGUCGAGACGUAAUCUGGCAAAGAUAGCAGAGAACCGCUUCCCAGACGCCCGCCUUUUCCCCCUGGACUCUGAGCAGGAUGCCACUCUGUUGCUCCGACACCUGGGCUCUCAGAAACAAAGGAAGCUGGGCUUCCGCUCCCGUCGCCCCCACCUCCUGGCGCAGCAGGUCAGCUACACCCCCCACACUGCCGAGGGGACCGGAGGCGCGCCCACCGGUCUGGGGACCCUGCGUGUCUCGGGGUACGUCAGAGGCUGUGCUCUGCAGGUGGACAGGCUGGUGCACAUCUCUGGCCACGGGGACUUCCAGCUCAGCCAGGUGGACGCCCCCGUAGACCCCCUUAGCCUCAACCCCACCGCACCCAGACCAGCGAAGCCUGGAAAGGGAGGCGACAUGGACAUGCAGGACGGAGGCGGCGAAGAUGUGGAGUCGGUGCGUGUGCUGAUGAAGGCAGACCCAUCCCGCAGGGAGACUCUACAGACCGAGGCGGAGGUGGACCCCAUGGACGGAGAGCAGACGUGGCCCACAGACUCGGAGCUGCUGGAGGCUGAAGAGACCAGAAAAACCAGGCGGGUGAUGAAGGUUCCGAAGGGUACGUCCGACUACCAGGCAACCUGGAUUGUGGACGAAGACGAUGGCGAGGAAGAAAGCUGUGAUGAUGAGGAUGAUGACGAUGAGGAUGAUGACAAAAUGAUCGAUGAGGCCAUGGAUGGCGAGGAGGAAGAGGAUAUUGACUCCCAGGCCGCCGAAUCAGACUGUCCGUCAGACGAGGAGGAGGAAGAGGAGGAGCUGACCUCCACGGAGCGCGCGGGCACCGACCGCUACGACGAGCACAUGGAUGAGGCCGAAGAAGGGGAGGGGCUGAAACGCUACCGCGAAGCUCGGGCCAAUGUGAUGUUCCCAGACGAGGUGGACACGCCCCUCGACAGAACAGCUAAGACCAGGUUCCAGCGCUACAGGGGGCUGAAGAGCUUCCGCUCGUCUCCCUGGGACCCCCUGGAGAACCUGCCGCUGGACUACUCCCGCAUCUUCCAGUUCCAGAGCUUUGAGCGCACCCGGCGUCGUGUCCUGGCCGAGGCCGCGCAGGACGAGGAGGGAGCCGUGGUGGGCUGGUACGUCACCCUCCACAUCGUGGACGUCCCCCCCUCGGUGAUGGAGAGUGUCCAGACCGGCCAUCCCCUGGUGGUGGUCUCCCUGCUGCCUCACGAGCAGAAGAUGUCGGUCAUGCACCUGUUGGUGAGGAGACAUCCCAGCAACACGGAGCCCAUCAAGUCUAAAGAGGAGCUGGUGUUCCACUGUGGCUUCAGGAGGUUCAGGGCCUCCCCGGUCUUCUCCCAGCACACCUCAGCCGACAAGCAUAAGAUGGAGCGCUUCAUGCGUCCCGACGCCCCCACCGUGGUGUCCGUGUACGCCCCCAUCACCUUCCCCACUGCUGGGGUCCUGCUCUUCAAACAGAGGGAGGACGGUAUACAGGACCUGGUCGCCACGGGCACCCUGCUGAGCUGCGACCCCCAGCGGGUGACGCUGAAGAGGAUCGUGCUGAGCGGACACCCCUUCAAGAUCAACAAGCGCUCUGCCGUGGUCCGGUACAUGUUCUUCAACAGAGAGGACAUCCUGUGGUUUAAACCUGUGGAGCUGAGAACCAAGUGGGGCAGGAGAGGACACAUCAAGGAGGCUCUAGGAACUCAUGGACACAUGAAGUGUGUGUUCGACAGCCAGAUGCGCUCCCAGGAUACUGUGAUGAUGAACUUGUACAAGAGAGUGUACCCCCGCUGGACGUUUGACCCCUACGUGCCCCUGUCCCUGCCCUGGGUCAAGAGAGAGGGCUCGGAGGAAUAUGAGGAUUUGGACAUGGAGUAGAACACAGCCAUCCAAGUUACUGAGACACUUGGACUCAAUGAACAGAAAUGGACUUGCAUGGACGUUAAAAAAUGACGAUCUUAGUCUAGGAACAGGAUUGUCAUUUAUAUCAAAUAAACCAAUUUGAUCAAAA